UUUCUCAGGCUGCACUGUUUUUGUGUGUUACGCUCAUGAUGAUGCAUGAAGAGCUGUAUGAUUUCUUGAACAGACGGCGGUCGGUGGGUUCGCUCCGCUGGUUCCUGGAGGAACCGGACUCUCCGACCCCGUUGCAGGAGUACCUGCAGAAGCUACUGGAGAUGAAGAUGCUCAGUAGUGAUCAGUUUGAUAACCUGGAAAAGCACACACAGUGGGGAAUCGACUUUGUGGAAAAAUACACCAAAUUUGUGAAGGAAAGGUCUGAGAUCGAGCUUAACUAUGCAAGACAGAUCAGGAAUCUGUCCAAGAAAUACCAGCCUAAGAAGAAAGAGGAAGACGACAAUAAGUACACAUGGUGCCGCGCGUUUCAUUCGACGCUAAACGAGCUGAACGAUUACGCCGGGCAGCAUGAGCUCAUCGCAGAGAACAUGACGUCACAGAUCAUCGCCGAACUCAUGCGAUACGCGCAGGAAAUCAAAACAGAGAGGAAAGCGCAUUUCCAUGAUGGACGGAAGGCACAGCAACAGGUCGAAGCCAGUUGGAAACAGCUGGAAUCGUGUAAGCGGAAGUUUGAGCGGGAUUGUAAAGAAGCGGAUCGAGCCCAGCAGUACUUUGAGAAGCUGGACGCAGACAUCAAUGUGACGAAAGCAGACGUGGAGAAGGCACGGCAGCAGGCUCAGAUGAGACACCAGAUGGCUUCUGACAGCAAGAAUGAAUAUUCCUCAUGCCUGCAGAAGUUCAACCAGGAACAGAAUGAACAUUAUUACACCAUCAUCCCUAAUAUCUUCCAGAAGAUCCAGGCAAUGGAGGAGAAGAGGAUAGAGCGAAUGGGCGAGUCGCUGAAGACAUUUGCGGAGGUCGACCGACAGAUUCUGCCCAUCAUUGGGAAAUGCCUGGAUGGAAUAACACAAGUGGCCGAGUCCAUCGAACCCAAGAAUGACUCCUCUCAGGUCAUAGAGUCGUAUAAGUCUGGGUUCGAGCCUCCUGGCGAUGUGGAGUUUGAAGACUACGGUCAGGCGAUGAAGAGGACGGUGUCUGAGACCAGUCUGACUAACUCACGCUCGGACAACAAAGCGGACCGUUCCAGCAAGGGCAAGAGCAAAACUCUCUGGCCUUUCAUUAAGAAAAACAAGCCACUCAUCGUUGCUGUUCCCGUGGUAACCACAUUCUUCUUCCUUUUCCUCGUCUUCCUCUGUCUUCUUGUGACCUUUGACAUUUGUCUCAAAGGCUCUGCUCUUACUGAGCAUGCUCAGUCCAAACCCCGCCUAACCUUGCAGGACCAGGAUUUGUCCCACCGAUUCAACGACCUCAUGACCUCCAAGCCCAAAAUGCACUGCCUCAGGAGCCUCCGGCGAGGGCUCUCUUUAAAGCUGGGUUCGAAUCCUGAGGACUUCAGUCAUCUUCCUCCAGAGCAGAGAAGGAAGAAGCUUCAGGCGAAGAUCGACGACAUCAAUAAAGACAUACAGAAAGAGAUGGACCAGAGAGAUGCUUUGACUAAAAUGAAGGAAGUGUAUGUGAAGAACCCACAGAUGGGGGAUCCCAACAGCGUGGACCCUCGGUUAGCAGAGAUCGCCCACAACAUUGAGAAGCUGCAGGCAGAGGCACAGAAAUUUGAGGGCUGGUUAGCGGAGGUCGAAGGAAGGAUGCCGGUAAAGAGUGACCCUCUGAAGAGGACGAGUGUUCUAUACGAGACCCAAAACAGCACACCACCCACCAACAACAACUGCGCACAGGAUAGAGAGAGUCCGGAUGGCAGUUAUACAGAGGAACCGAGUUCUGAGGUCCAGAGUAAAGUCCAACCUGAAACAGCAGAGUCUGGAGAUGAAUUUGAUGACGCAGAUGAAGAAAUGCUACCGACCAUCGGCACCUGCAAAGCCCUCUACCCGUUUGAAGGUGCUAAUGAAGGCACCAUCUCAGUAGUGGAGGGUGAGCUCUUGUAUGUAAUAGAGGAAGACAAAGGUGACGGAUGGACGCGUAUUAGAAGAAACGAGGAAGAGGAGGGUUAUGUGCCCACAUCCUACGUCGAGGUCUUUCUGGACUCCAACGCCAAAGGUGCCAUAACCUACAUAUGA
Sinocyclocheilus anshuiensis is the source of this 2072-nucleotide messenger RNA. It is a transcript of the gene fnbp1b, whose product is annotated as formin binding protein 1b. Gene Ontology annotation, biological process: signal transduction. The transcript has 17 exons. The record is from RefSeq and is a predicted model, not a curated record. NCBI's taxonomy places the organism in Eukaryota, Metazoa, Chordata, Actinopteri, Cypriniformes, Cyprinidae. Gene Ontology annotation, molecular function: protein binding. The coding region runs from base 36 to 2072 and encodes 678 amino acids.